Messenger RNA from Drosophila ananassae, 2500 nucleotides. RefSeq names its product organic cation transporter protein. Bases 189 to 2174 code for a protein of 661 amino acids. Gene Ontology annotation, molecular function: transmembrane transporter activity. The transcript has 3 exons. Gene Ontology annotation, biological process: transmembrane transport. Gene Ontology annotation, cellular component: membrane. Lineage: Eukaryota; Metazoa; Arthropoda; Insecta; Diptera; Drosophilidae. The record is from RefSeq and is a predicted model, not a curated record.
CGCGCGUGCUCAGUCAGUUGCAAAUUCGAAACGGAAACGCGCGUGUUCGUCGCAAUCGAAUUCGAUCAAGUAUUUGGAUUUUGAAUUGGUUUCGGCUUCGGAUUUUUGUCGAGUUCUGAAUCACUUGGAGUGACACACAUCCAGCAAGGUCGCGGACUACCGAGUUAUUGCGAAUCCAAACACACAACAUGGAAGGCCAGGCCAAGCAAGCGUACUUCGUCAAUGAGGCGUUCAGUCACGAAGAGCCCUCCCAGGGCCUGGAUAAUCUGCAUCGCCGGAAGAGUGCUGGCAACAAAGAACUCCAGCUGGACUUGAAUGGCUUCAAGAAGAGUCAGGAUGGAAUGGGAAGUGGUGCAGGUGGUGGCGGUGGCGGCGGAGGUGAUCCUCCCAAUCUGGACUUUGAUGACAUCCUCCCCAUGAUCGGGGAGUUUGGAAAAUAUCAGAAGAUCCUGUUCAUCUGUAUGAUUCCCUUCUCGUUCUUCGUUGCCUUUGUGUACUUCUCGCAAAUCUUCCUAACCCUGAUACCCGAACAGCAUUGGUGCCAUGUCUCAGAAUUGGAUGGGUUGGAUGUGGAGGCCAGACUCGCACUUUCCAUACCCAUGGUUAAUGGGGAGUACAACAAUUGUUACAUGUACGACGUCAACUACACGGAGGUACUGGCCCAGGGCAAGGUGAUGGCCGACCCGGCCUGGCCGCGGGUGAAGUGCCGCCACGGCUGGUCCUACAACUUUACGGAGAUCCCCUACUCGACGGUGGCUACUGAGCAGAACUGGGUCUGCGACGACGCCGCCCUGCCCACCUACGCCCAGUCGAUCUUCUUCCUGGGCGCCAUCGUGGGGGGCCUGCUCUUCGGCUGGGUGGCGGACCGCUUCGGUCGGAUUCCGGCUCUGAUUGGUACCAACAUGAUGGGACUGUUUGCCGGUAUCGGCACAGCUUUUGUUAACAACUUCUGGGAGUUUGCCGCCAUGAGGUUCUUCGUGGGAUUCGCGUUCGACAAUUGCUUCACCAUGAUGUACAUUCUGGUUUUGGAAUAUGUGGGUCCCAAGUACCGCACCUUUGUGGCCAACAUGUCGAUAGCCAUUUUCUUCACAGGAGCCGCCUGUCUGCUACCCUGGAUUGCCUACUUUGUGGCCGACUGGAAGAUCCUGGCCAUAAUCACAUCCGCUCCACUGUUGCUGGUCAUAUUCACUCCAGUGAUUGUGCCGGAAUCUGCUCGUUGGCUGGUUUCCCAGGGCAAGGUGGAUAAAGCCAUUGGAAUUCUCAAGAAACUGGAGCACCGAAAUGGCCGCAAUGUGUCUCCUCAGACUUACCAGGACUUCGCCAACAGCUGUCGCAGGAUGCAGGAGCAGGAGGAGCAGAACGGAAGCUACUCCGUUUUGGAUCUGUUCAAGUCGCCUCGUUUAAGGAGGACCACGUUGCUGCUGAUUGUGAUCUGGAUGGCCAUAUCGCUGGUUUUCGAUGGACAUGUGCGGAAUGUGGGCUCCCUGGGUCUGGACAUUUUCUUCACUUUUACGGUGGCCAGCUUUACGGAGCUGCCGGCGGAUACCCUUCUGACAGUGACCUUGGAUCGUUUUGGACGUCGUUGGCUGGCCUGUGGAUCUAUGGUAGCCAGUGGAAUCUUCAGUCUGCUGGCCACUGUGGUGCCCGUGGGAGUUUACUCCGCGGCCUUGGCUAUAAUGGGUCGAUUUUUCGUAAACAUCAGUUAUAACAUUGGACUCCAGUGGGCUGCGGAGGUGCUGCCCACCGUGGUCAGAGCCCAGGCGGUGGCCUUCAUCCACAUCAUGGGUUACGUGGCCAGUAUUAUAGCUCCGUUUGUGGUCUACUUGUCCAACAUCUCCACUUCCCUGCCCCUGAUAAUCCUGGGACUCUUGGGCAUUCUGGGUGGUCUGUUGUCGCUCCUCCUGCCGGAAACCCUUAAUCACGAUCUGCCCCAAACACUGUCAGAUGGCGAGGAGUUCGGACGCGGCCAGAGUAUCUGGGACUUCCCCUGUCUGGCCAAAAAGGUCGAUGACGAGGAGGAUGAGAAGAGGAAUGCGGAUGUGGAGGAAGUGCGAUCGCAAGCUUUUGUGAGGGGAACCCAGACGGGAGCUUCUCUGAAUGCCUCCACAGGAGGGGAACUCCGUUCCAGUAUCCUGCGGCGAUCCAUAAAGUCACGAAACUCGACGAAGCUGUAAACAAUACUUUCCACUUAUUACUAGGUAGCUAAUUUUUUCUAGCAGCCAAUAACACGUAGCUCCGCCUUGCAUUUUUAGCACCAACUAGCCUCUAAGUGUCUUUGUAGACUUUUGUGAUACUAGAAAUAGGAAAAUCUCCAUGAGCCUAUCCACGAAACCAAUCUAACGAUCUAUUAGUAUCAAAAUUCUUCUCAUCAAAGGUUUGCCAAAUAAUAAAUAAUAGAAAUGAUUCAAAUCAUUGCGACUUAUGCGUAAAUAUAUGUAUUAACAAAUAGUAGUAGAUAAAAUUAAAAUGGAAUAAAUAAAGGAUCUCGAUUUUUUCCUUA